This is a messenger RNA of Oryza brachyantha (malo sina), 705 nucleotides long. RefSeq names its product protein NUCLEAR FUSION DEFECTIVE 6, mitochondrial-like. Bases 126 to 371 code for a protein of 81 amino acids. NCBI's taxonomy places the organism in Eukaryota, Viridiplantae, Streptophyta, Magnoliopsida, Poales, Poaceae. The transcript is spliced from 3 exons. The record is from RefSeq and is a predicted model, not a curated record.
CCAAGGAAAGGAAAGGGUAACGCUCUGCCCGCGCCGCCGCCGCCGCCGCCGCUUCUUCCCGACGCCGAAACCCUCCUCGCACGCCCGGCCCGCCUCUCCUCCGGAUUCCAACCAAGUCCCCCGGAAUGGCCUCGACCUGCUUCCGCGCCGCCGCCCGCAUGGCCUCAUCCGCCUGCCGCUCGGCGUCCGCCCGCUCCAUCCCCUCCGCCGCGCGCCGCGGCGCCCCUCGUCUCUCCAGGCUGCCGGUGGAGCUCGGGUGCUGCGCCGGGUUGUCGCUGCUGCCGCUGCACAGCGCGGUGGCGGCGGCGAGGCUGACGUCGCGGCUGAGCACGGCGUCCCGGAGCUGCUGCGCGCUCUCUCAGGGCACAUGACUUGCUAGUUCUUGAAAGAUUUUACCAGGAGCUUGCUGUUUUGCUUCACAAUCAUCGAGAAUGAGUGCCUAAACAUGUAAUCAGGACUAGUAUCAUGUUUUUACCUAGAGUCUUAGCUGCCUGUGUCAAAGGAAAACCUGAUGGAAUAAAGUAACCUCAUUUCACAUGUUUUGUGCAAUAGUUGGCUGUUUAUUCAAGUCUAUUUGUCUGUGGGAGAUACUAAACAUUAUUUAUGCAAUUUUUGUAUGCAUAUGCUUUUAUUUAUAGAUCGUCUUGUUUACAUGGAUGCAUGUUUGCUUGAUAUUUUUGAACAAAGCGAGUUCUAUAAUAUGGU